Impatiens glandulifera is the source of this 472-nucleotide messenger RNA. RefSeq lists its product as uncharacterized. The transcript has a single exon. The coding region runs from base 15 to 350 and encodes 111 amino acids. NCBI's taxonomy places the organism in Eukaryota, Viridiplantae, Streptophyta, Magnoliopsida, Ericales, Balsaminaceae. Gene Ontology annotation, molecular function: nucleic acid binding. The record is from RefSeq and is a predicted model, not a curated record.
UACGAGCUUUUAAGAUGCAUUAUCGUCGUCGAUUUUAUAGAAGUCUUUUGGAGGGUUAUGAAUUAGGGGUUCCAAAUCCAGCAAAAAUAAAUGUGUUAGAUGCAAUGAAUCUUGCAAUUUCAGCAUGGACUAUGGAUGUUCGUGCAAAUACAAUUGCAAACUGCUUUCGUCAUUGUAAACUUCGAUCAACAGAUAAUAUGACUUUUGAGAACUCAGAUGAAGGUGGUGAAAGCACUCAAGAACUCAAGAAUUUGAUCAAAGAGUUGGGUUAUCGCAAUGCAAUGGAUGUCGAAGAUGUUCUGACUUACCCAAAAGAAAAUGUAGUUGCACAGUUGUUGACUGAUGAAUAAAUUAUUGAAAGCGUUAUUGGAAUUAAUAAAGAUGAUAUCGAUGAAGAAGAUGAUGAAAGUUCUACAAUGGAGCCCCCUUCGCGAAACGAAGCUAUUAAAGCGCCAAUCACAUUGAACAAUUU